CAUUUUAAAACGCACUUAUUAAACUCCAAGGCCCAUGAUGCUUUGCUGCACCACGUCCUCACCCCGCCUCGUGACCGAGCCCGGUACAAGAAAUAGAGGUGACCCUCGAAAGAAGUGGCAGAGUCGCAGAUUGUGGAACGAGCUCUCUACAGAAUGUCUGAUCCUAUCCGAGUUCUGGUGACCGGCGCGGCCGGGCAGAUCGCCUACUCCCUGCUGUACGGCAUCGCCAAGGGAGAUGUGUUUGGAAAAGAUCAGCCGAUCAUCCUGAUUCUGCUCGAUAUCCCUCCCAUGCUGCCCGUCCUGGACGGCGUGGUCAUGGAGCUGCAGGAUUGCGCUCUCCCACUUCUGAAGGAGGUCAUCCCUACAGAUAAAGUGGAAGUGGCAUUUAAGGACCUGGAUGCUGCUAUUCUGGUAGGCUCCAUGCCCAGGAAGGAGGGAAUGGAGAGGAAAGACCUGCUCAAGGCCAACGUGGCCAUCUUCAAGUCUCAGGGCGCAGCUUUGGACAAGUACGCCAAGAAAACGGUCAAGGUUCUGGUUGUGGGAAACCCGGCCAACACCAACUGCCUGAUUGCGGCUAAAUCGGCUCCCUCUAUCCCCAAAGAGAACUUCUCCUGCCUGACUCGCCUGGAUCAUAACCGUGCCAGUUCUCAGGUGGCAAUGCGCUGUGGCGUUUCAGCCAACAGCGUGAAGAACGUAAUUAUCUGGGGAAACCACUCGUCCACCCAGUACCCUGAUGUCCACCACUGCUUAGUGAACGUGGGGGGCAAAGAAGUGCCUGCGUUCGAUGCCGUAAAGGACGACAACUGGCUGAAAGGAGACUUUAUCUCUGCAGUGCAGCAGCGUGGGGCAGCAGUCAUUAAGGCACGCAAGCUCUCCAGCGCUAUGUCUGCUGCGAAGGCCAUCUGUGAUCACAUGAGGGACAUCUGGACUGGCACUUCUGAGGGCCGGUUUGUCUCCAUGGGUGUGUACUCCACCGGAAACCCCUAUGGCGUUCCUGAUGACCUCAUCUAUUCAUUCCCGGUCGAAAUCAAGGAUAAAUCCUGGAAGAUCGUUGACGGUUUGACCAUCAACGACUUCUCACGAGCCAAGAUGGAUGCCACCGCAGCCGAGCUGGUGGAGGAAAGAGACACCGCCAUCUCCUUCCUGAGCGUGUGACUAGGUCCUACGCCAAACACGCACCUCCACCCAGACGCACGUCUGUGAAAACGCCCCCCAAAAUAAAGCACUCCACUCUUCUUCCUUCUCCCUUCUUCCCUCAACAUGCAUUUCAAUACAAAAUCUUUAGAUUACAUCGAUAUGUGUGUGUGAUACUUUUCAACCUGUACAUUCUAGAUGUCUGGAACUCGGCUUGUGUUUCAAUUCAUCGCUUAGUGCCUCCUCUCUCCUCUUUAAUCUUUUAGAGAAUGCGCACAAAUGAGACGGUCAGGGAGAGAACGUACCCAGACGGUGCAGUAGGUCAUAUCCACAAUACAUAAGGUCAAUAAAGUCUCUUUCUCUGGAUGUGUAUGUUACUGUCAAAGAUUUAAAAACGAAACCUUGGGUUGUUACAUCAGCAAAUUAAAAACCUUUCAAUUCAAUCACAUAUGUUACCCAUGAUGCACUAGUUGUUCAGAUUACUGUACCAAACAGUUCUUCAAUAAAUGAAAGUGAAAACUUG
Molecule: messenger RNA, 1657 nt
Organism: Silurus meridionalis
Lineage: Eukaryota; Metazoa; Chordata; Actinopteri; Siluriformes; Siluridae
Gene: mdh1ab
Product: malate dehydrogenase 1Ab, NAD (soluble)
Exons: 9
Coding region: 154-1155 (333 amino acids)
Biological process (GO): malate metabolic process; oxaloacetate metabolic process; tricarboxylic acid cycle
Cellular component (GO): cytosol; mitochondrion
Molecular function (GO): L-malate dehydrogenase (NAD+) activity
Source: RefSeq, a predicted model, not a curated record